GGCCGCGGGUGACACGUAGGUUGGGUGGGAGGGGGCGGCGGCCGGGGCUCGAGCAGCCCAGUCAGUGACACCGGCUCGCCUCCUCGCGAUCUGUACCCGGGCAGGCUGUUCACACUUACUACCCACGCGGGGGUCCGUGCGCGCGGGCACCGCCGGGUCGUUUUGUUGGGCGCACGCUCUCCCUCCAGGAGAGGUGGCCGCAAAGUCGCUAGGGGGAGGGGAGCGGUCAGGGCGGGACUCCUGCAGUCUCCAGGGAUAGUGGGGUCAAAAAGUGGGGAGGAGGAAAUAACAGCGGGCGGCGUCUGGGGACCCGCGCGCGGCAGGCGGCGGAGAAGUAUGCGGAGGGUGCCCUGCCGGGCCCAGGCUCGCGCGCGCUGCCAGCCCUGCAGAAGUUUGGCGGCCGCUGCCCGGGCAGAGUCGAUGGCCGCGCGCCGCGGGGCGCGCGGGGGCUGAGCGGGCGCCACUUCCCCUCCAGCCCCGCUUUUGUGUCUCGCGUCUCUUCCUCAUGCUGUGUCCGGCCGUCUCCCGUGGUGACCGCUGCUGAGGCGCACGCUCGCUCGGGCCGAGGAGUGGACACGGCGGCCACGGCCGCGGCCCAGGGUUCAGGCGGGACUAUGGGAAACGGGAUGUGCUCCCGAAAACAGAAGCGGAUCUUCCAGACGCUGCUGCUGCUGACCGUGGUGUUCGGCUUUCUCUAUGGCGCGAUGCUGUACUAUGAGCUGCAGACGCAGCUGCGGAAAGCCGAGGCGGUGGCGCUCAAGUACCAGCAGCACCAGGAGUCUCUCUCUGCCCAGUUGCAAGUUGUGUAUGAACACAGAUCAAGAUUAGAAAAAUCCUUACAGAAAGAAAGACUUGAACAUAAGAAAGCCAAGGAAGAUUUCCUUGUUUACAAGUUAGAAGCACAAGAAACACUAAAUAAAGGAAGGCAAGACUCCAAUAGCAGAUACAGUGCAUUGAAUGUCCAACACCAGAUGUUAAAAUUUUUCAUCCUGCAGAGUCAACAUGAGGAGCUGAAGAAACAACACAGUGACUUGGAAGAGGAACAUCGCAAACAAGGGGAAGACUUCAGUAGAACAUUCAGUGACCACAAGCAGAAGUACUUGCAGCUUCAGCAAGAGAAGGAACAAGAGCUUUCUAAACUAAAAGAAACUGUAUACAAUUUGAGAGAAGAGAAUAGACAACUAAGGAAAGCACACCAAGACAUACACACACAACUUCAAGAUGUCAAGCAACAGCAUAAGAAUUUACUCUCCGAGCAUGAACAACUUGUAGUGACUUUGGAAGACCACAAGAGUGCACUAGCUGCUGCACAGACUCAAGUUGCAGAAUAUAAACAGCUGAAAGAUACUCUGAAUAAGAUUCCAAGCUUUCGAAAAUCUGACCAAACAGAGCUGCAAAAUGUUACCCUUACCCAAAUGGCACAUUCUCCACAAGGUUACAACACAGCGAGGAGGCAGCCAACCGGGAAGCCACAAGGGGAGUCUCGCUAUAAUGAUAUAUGGCAGAAGCAAGAAGCGAUGCCUGGACGAGCAGAAAAAAUGCAAUCUUAUACUCCCACCCAGAAGGGAGCAGAAUUCCAGGCUGCUGCAGAGCACAACCCACAGGAAGUGGAGGCCAGAGAGCCAGAGGUGCGCCAGGUGGAAGAGGAGCACAGGAAGGCCCUGGAAGAGGAGGAAAUGGAGCAAGUUGGGCAGGCAGAACGUCUCGAGGAGGAACACGAUCCAUCGCCCGAGGAGCAGGACCAGGACUGGAGAGAGCAGCGUGCUCAGAAGGAAGCAGCCAGCAUGCUGGGAGGGCAUCCUCAGGCUGAGGUGUACCCUUCAGCCAAGCUGGUUACCCGAUUCCGAUCCCCGUAUGAGGAGCAAUUGGAGCAACAGAGGCUGGCAGCGAGGAGGGACGAGGAGGCCCAGCGGCUACGAGAACACCAGGAAGCCUUGCACCAGCAGAGGCUGCAGGGACACCUGUUGUGGCAGCAGCAGCAGCAGCAGCAGCAGGAGCAGCGGGAGCAGGAGCGGCAGUUUCUGGCCAGAGAGAUGGCCCAGCAGAGGCAGGCUGGGCACGAGGAGGGCCUGCGGCAGCACCAGGAGCAGCUACGGCAGCAAGCUCACUAUAAUGCUGUGGAUAACGAUAUCAUUCAGGGACCAGAGGACCAGAGAGUCCAAGAAGAGGAAGGAGGUGCCUAUGAAAGAGAAAACCAGCACCAAGAUGAAGCUGAAGGAGAGCUAGGUAACCGGCAUGAGCUCCAGGAACAAGGUGCCCGAGAAGCCGACUCGGAAUCGGAGGCAAAUAGGGUAGCAGUCGAGGAUAUAAACCCAGCAGAUGACCCAAAUAAUCAAGGUGAAGAUGAAUUUGAGGAAGCUGAACAAGCGAGAGAAGAAAAUUUGCCUGAUGAAAAUGAAGAACAGAAACAAAAUGAUCAAAAGCAAGCGAAUGCUGAAGUGGAGGAACAUUUGGUGAUGGCAGGAAAUCCAGACCAGCAGGAGGAUAAUGUUGAUGAACAGUACCAGGAAGAGGGAGAAGAGGAGGUACAAGAAGAUUUGACUGAAGAGAAAAAAAGGGAACUGGAGCGUAAUGCUGAGGAGACCUACGGGGAAAACGAUGAAAAAAUGCUGAUGAUAAAAACAAUGCUGGAGUCCAAGAUGACACCCGCAGGAAAGGUGGGGAACACUAUGAAGAGGAGGAGGAGGAGGAUGAAGAGGGCGCUGCUGCUGCUGAGAAAUCGCAUCGCAGAGCUGAAAUGUAGCUGCAGCCCAUUUCCAGGCAAUGCUCAGCCAAUGAACAUUUUUCAAGCUGCUCUAAAAUAAAUCUGCCUACUGAACUUUAGGAUAUUUAAUUGCAAAAAUUAAGAAUUUAGACUUUUUAAACUUUUUUAUUAGAAAUGCUCAUACAUUUUUAUAACUAUAUUUUGAUAACUUAGGUUAGAACUUAUUUUAUAUUCAAGCUAAACACAUACAAGAAGAAAAACAAUAAACAUAAUUAUACCUUAGGCUCAGGACCUUAUGUUUCAUGGAUUGUGUGAUGUGGGGAAGAACACUGCUUUUGUAUAUUUCUCAAGUUGUUAUUUUCCUGGCUCCUGACUUCCAUGUUCUCCUUGCCUUUGAUAAAAUACAGGGUUUUGUAACAGGGAAUGUGAUAAAAUGCUGUGCACACUAAAAGGAGCUAGUCUACUAAUGGCUACUUUUCGAGGUUCUUAUGUGUAGUUCUGAUAAAAUUCUCACUGGUCUGCAUUUCUGGGAUGAGAUCUAUAUACAGAGUGACAUGCAAUUAGAAAUCCAUUUUUGUUGCAGAGUAAGGACGUUGUUUUUCAAAUUUUUUAGAUCUUUUUGAAACAUAGAUAAUGUCACUUAAAAUUGUAAUUGUUUUACUUGAAAGGAAUAUUGCAAAUGAGAUAGUACUAAAUUUCAUAUGGUAGCAUCCUGAAUGUGAACAGUAUUUCACUGUUCUAAAAAAGGUAUGACAAAGAUAUUAAACAUCAAUAUUUUAACCUUUUUUAAGGAUGGUGAUAACCUAAAUUAAUGGACAUGUGUGGUGUUUUCUGUGUGAGCACCUGUUCACAGUGUUUUUUGACAUCACCGAGAUACAUGUUUAUUUCAGUAGGUAGUUCCUCACAGGAAUGUAUGUUUCUCCUUUAAGCUCUGUGCCUCAACAUAUAGUCUGUUUUAUGACAGUUAUAAAUAUAAAGACAUACCUAUCCUUCAUUUUAUAGACUAGGUAUUUUAAAUAUUCCACUUAAUAGGAUUAUUUUUCAAAACUAUAUAGUAAAAAACAACCUUUCACAGUAGCAUCAAGGAAAAUGAAAUAUUUAGGAAUUAACCUAACCAAGGAUGUGAAAGACCUCUAUAGUGAAAACCACAGUACUCUGCAAAAAAAAGUAUGUAUAUACAUGAUUAUAUGAUAGACCCUUGUGUCUUUUCUGUUGCUAAGAAUCAGUUUGCCUUCUUCCUACAUGCAAGGUAUUUCAAUGAAUAUAAAUUAUAAUAGGUCCCUUUGAAAGGGAAAUUAAAAAGCAAAAAUUUCCACAUAAAUAAAGACACAUUUCAGGAGCAAACAAAAACUUUUAUAUAUACCAAAUGAGGUUAUGUAAUUCAUAUGUGUGGUUUUUAAAUAAGACUUCCAAAAUAAUAUAAACAAAUUUCACUUUCAGCCAUUGUUGUAUGAAUAUAAUUUUGUUUUUUAAUAACUACAUUCAUGUAUGGUUUUGAUUAUUCCUGUUGAGCAGUUAUGUAUGUAUGCACAGGAAUAUUUUGUUCAAAGUAUCUUGGAUUUCCAAUAAUCAUAAGUCAGAUCUUACUUUUAUGUAUAAAAAUUUUAUGUAAUGUAAAAUGUAUAAUAUUGUACAUAAUAAUCAGAAUACAAUUAUUUUGGUAAAUUAGUUUGUAUUUUUAAUGUCCCAGUUGCAGUAUUUAAUUAUUUGAAACAUUACAACUUGGUAAUAGUCAAUAAAGCUAUAAAAAGCAA
Cavia porcellus (domestic guinea pig) is the source of this 4458-nucleotide messenger RNA. RefSeq names its product golgi integral membrane protein 4 (gene Golim4). NCBI's taxonomy places the organism in Eukaryota, Metazoa, Chordata, Mammalia, Rodentia, Caviidae. The transcript has 16 exons. Gene Ontology annotation, cellular component: Golgi membrane; Golgi apparatus. The coding region runs from base 615 to 2804 and encodes 729 amino acids. The record is from RefSeq and is a predicted model, not a curated record.